AUGGCCUCAAUUUCAGGCGAAACGUUUUUUCCUGCACAACCCGUCUCUUUAGCAGCAGCAGCAGCAGCAGCAGCAGCAGCAGUACCAGUAGCAGCAGCAGCAGCAGCAGCAUCAGCAGCAGCAGCAGCAGCGGCAAACAUCCGCCUGCCGCGGCAGCUGCUGCGAGCCCUUCACUUGCUGCCGCCGCAUCAAAUUGGGGUGUCUCUACAGCAGCUGGCGCGGCAGCAGCGGCGGCUGCCGCAGCAGUUUUGGUCUGCUGCUGCAGAGGCGCUCUUGCAGCAGCAGCAGCAGCAGCAGCAGCAUGCUGCUGCUGCUGCAAGAGCUGUUGCUGCUGCUUGUGGAGGGAAACAAGGCAGCAAAUUCGGAGAGCUAAGCUAUUUGCAGCAACAGCAGCAGCAGCAUUUGCUGCUGCAAAGCUCAGAGCGCUACGGCAACAGCAGCGACAGAACCAACAGCAGCAGCAGCAGCAGCAGCAGCAGCAGCAGCAGCAGCAGCAGCAGCAGCAGCAGCAGCAGUUGUCUCCUGCCGCAGCUGCAGCCUGAGCACUGCAGCACCAUCGCGAACGCUUUUGCUGCUGCUGCUGUUCCCCACCGCCGACUCUUCGCUGCCAUCAAUGACAGGUUUGCUGCAGCAGCAGCAGCAGCAGCCGCUGCUGCUGCUACUGCUGCUGCUGCUGCUGCGGCAGCAGGUCUUCCUCCCUCUGCUGCUGCCACUUGGCCUAAGGACUCCAGCUGCCGGGACAGGACAGCAGCAGCAGCAGCAGCAGCAGCAAAAUCAAGAGCAGCCGCAGCAGCAAUGGGGCAAACAGCAACACGAGCAAGACCACCGGCAGCAGCAGCAGCAGCAGCAGCAGCAGCAGCAGCAGCAGCAGCAGGGCUGCAGCCGCGGCACGUGUCUGUUUACUUGAAUGCGCUGGGGAAUCUCCGCAUGCGCGAAACAGCUCUAGCCUUUAUAAGGAUUCUUCAAAACAGCAGCAGCAGCAGCAGCAGCUGCAGCAGCAGCAGCAGCAGCAGCAGCAGUUGUGUGUGGCCUGCUGUAAUUGCUGCCAGCAGCGGCUGUGACUUGUCUAUGAUAUUCUCGGCCCUUUCAAAGCUGCAGAUACACUCCGAGCUGCUGCUGCAGCACCUGCUGUGCCGCCUGCAGCAGCUGCUGCAGCAGCAGCUGCUAAUCCAGCAGCAGCAGCAGCAGCAGCAGCAGCAGCAGAGGCAGCAGAUGCAGCCUGCGCUCGACGGCCGCAGCGCAGCGAACAUAUGGGCCUCCCUGGCGCAGCUGCAAAGCUCCAUCCAGCUGCAGCAGCAGCAGCAGCAGCAGCAGCAGCAGCAGCAGCAGCAGCUUUUGCUGCUGCUGCUGCUGCAGCUGGCUGCAGUGGAGUGGCACGUGAGGGAGUUGGGGUGUACAUACACCUCGCAGGGGCUGACACUUGUGCUGCAUGCAUUUGCAAAGCUGCAGCAGCCAGCGCCUUUGUUAUUUGCUGCUGCUGCUCCGCUGCUGCUGCUGCUGCUGCCCCGCUUCAAGCCGCCCUGCUUUGCUGCUGCUGCUCUGGCGUACACCAGCAGCAGCUGCUGCCUCCCGCUGCAGGAGGUGCAGCAGCUGCUGCUGCGCCUCUGCGGUGAGGUCGAGGCCCGCGCAGCAGCAGCAGCAGCAGCAGCAGCAGCAGCAGCAGCAGCAGCAGGGCCGCUACCUGGUUUUGCUGCGCAGCAAAUCUGCGGCUUUCUUGGAGCAGCAGCAAGUGCAGGCUGCUGCAGCCCCGGGGCCUUUAAGGCUUUGUGUGAGCAGCUGCUGCUGCUGCUGCAGCAGCAGCAGCUGCAGCCACGGGACGCAGCCGAAGCAGCAGCAGCAAAAGCAUACUCCCCGCAAGAAAUGACCAAGCUCCUUUGUGCGGUAGCUACCUUUGCAUGCAGCAGCAGCAGCAGCAGCAGCAACAGCAGCAGCAGCAACAGCAGCAGCAGCCUAGCUGCUGCAGCAGCAACUGAAAGCAACAAGGUCUGGCAGCAAGAGGGUGUUCGGCUGGCGCACGCUAUAGCAGCAGCAGCAGCAGCAGCAGCAGCAGCAGCAGCAGCAGCACCUCGUGUUGCUGCUGGCACUCCUUCAGACCCACGAAACGCAGCAGCAGCAGCAGCUUCAGCAACAACAGCAGCAGCAGCAGCAGCAGCAGCAGCAGCAGCAAAGUGGGACGCAGAAUCUGCCUGUCGGUUUCUCCAGGGCAGCCUGAAGCUGCAGCUUACUGCCCCCGAUGUGACUGACUGGGCCUGGAGGGUUUCUUUCCACAGCAGCAAACCGCCGUCGCUGUCAGCAGCUGCUGCUGCUUUAAGUGCAGCAGCAAAGUCUCUGCAGCCUUUAGAAGACAGGUAUGUACUGGGGAUUUGCCGGGCCAUCGCAGCAGGCGUGGAUGCGGAGCUAGCAGCAGCAGCAGCAGCAGCAAAAAAUGCAGCAGCAGCAGCAGCAGCAGCAGCAAGGACAGCAGCAGCACUGGAGCACGCGUCUGUUGCUGCUGCUGCUCUGACUCGUUUGUCUGUCAGCAGCAAACAACCCACUUCUCUAUUGUUGCUUCUCUCAUCCCACGUUGCUUUGCUGCUGCAGCAGCAGCUGCUGCUGCUGCAGCAACAUCAACAGCAGCAGCUACGGCAGCAGCAGCAGCAGCAGCAGCAAUACGGCUGCGCCAGUUUGCAAAGCCUCGCGCUGCUGCUGCUGUCUUGGGGCGCUGCCCGUAUCCACGCACCAGUAGGCGCAGCAGCAGCAGCAGCAGCAGCAGCAGCAGCAGCAGCAGAUGUGCGGUUCCUGACACUUAUCUUAUUGCUGCUGCAGCAGCAGCAGCAGCACGUGCGCUCUGCAGUAUCAGACAGCAGCAAAGCUGCAGCAGCAAGGCAGCUGCUGGUGGGUGCUGCUUGCUGCUGGCAUGCACAUGCAGCAACAGCAGCAGCAGCAGGUGCUGCUGCUGCUGCCCCGCUGCAGCUGCUGCAGUUGCUGCUGCAGAUUGCUCAAUUUGCUGGCAGCCUCAGCAGCCCCUCUGCAGCACCGUUUCUGCAGCAGCAGCAGCAGCAGCAGCAACAGCAGCAGCUGCUGCUGCAGCAGCAGCUGCUGCAGCAGCAGCAAAAUGACGUGUGCGACUUGAGCGCCGCCGAUGAAGGAACUUCUGAAAUGCACAAGGGGGUUGCUGCUGCUCUGGCUGCAGCUCUAGCCCAGCAGCAGCAGCAGCAGCAGCAGCAGCAGCAGCAGCAGCAGCAGCAACAGCGGCAGCAGCAGCAGUGGCAGUUGCUAGCUGAACAGCAGGUGGGAGUCUACCGAGUCGACUUGCUCGUGUCACCCUCAAGCUAG
Eimeria necatrix is the source of this 3315-nucleotide messenger RNA. RefSeq lists its product as hypothetical. Bases 1 to 3315 code for a protein of 1104 amino acids. The record is from RefSeq and is a predicted model, not a curated record. The transcript has 4 exons. Lineage: Eukaryota; Apicomplexa; Conoidasida; Eucoccidiorida; Eimeriidae.